CAACAUCAUUGUUCACAUGAAAAGAUCUUCGGUUACACAUAAAUAAAAGUAAAUCGUCGUUGAAAUUCCAGUCUCUCUUCUAAUUACAACUCUCCCUAAUGGGUGUUUAGAGAUGACCGGUCAGAAAUAUGUAGUAGUCGGCGCAGGCCCUGUUGGGUCGUUGGCUGCGUUGUAUGCGGCUAAGAGAGGUCACGAUGUGGAAAUAUACGAGCUUCGAGGUGAUCUACGGGAUCCUUCAACGACGCCACUGAACUUCACCAAGUCCAUCAAUCUUGCACUUUCCGAAAGAGGCAUUAAUGCGAUGCGGCAUGCCGACCAACAGGGCCUUCUUGAUCAUGUAGUCUCAGCUACCAUCCCUAUGCGGGGGAGAAUGAUUCAUGGGAAGCGCCCAUCCGGAGAGCUGUAUGAAGAACCUCAAGAUUAUGACAUCCAUGGAAGGACCAUAUUCGCCGUCGAUAGAGCCGGCCUCAACACGCGGCUGCUAGAUAUCCUCGGCGCAAUGCCCAAUGUGAAAUUCUUCUUUAAUUAUAAGCUCACAGGGGCGGAUUUCAAACGGCGAAAGGCCUGGUUUGAGGUCCGCAACCAAAACUCACCCUCAGGUCGACCAGAGGAGAUCGAAAUCUCAUUCGAUUUUAUGAUGGGUGCCGAUGGGGCUCAUUCCGCUGUCAGAUAUCAUUUGAUGAAAUUCACGAGAAUGAAUUACCAACAGGAGUACGUCGAUACUCUGUGGUGCGAGUUUCAAAUCAAGCCAAAAGAGGGGAAUGAGUUACAUGACCAAAAAAGCAAAUUUCGAAUAUCUCCCAAUCACCUUCACAUUUGGCCGGGCAAACAGUUCAUGUUCAUCGCCAUACCAAGCGAAGAUGGUUCUUUUACCUGCACGCUCUUCUUGCCGGGGGCUGAGUUUGCCAACUUGGAAGCAGACCCUUCAAAGUUACCUACCUUCUUCGAUCAACACUUCCCCGGUGUCACCUCACUGAUUGAACCGAGCGAACUCAUCUCCUCAUUCGAGGAAAAUCCACAUCUUCCCCUGAUUAGUAUCAAGUGUCAACCUUACCAUUACUCUAGCUCUGUCGUCAUUUUAGGGGAUGCGGCGCAUGCUAUGGUUCCAUUCUACGGGCAAGGUAUGAAUGCUGGGCUCGAGGAUGUCCGUAUACUCUUCUCUAUCCUGGACAAGCAUGCGGCUGCCGAAAACAAUAAUCCAGACGACCCUGGAUCUGAUGAUGCAGAGUACCAAAGAGGAAUGGCCCUUGCAGAAUACUCAGCCCUGCGUGUUGCCGACGCUCACGCCAUCAACGAUCUCGCUUUGCAGAACUAUGUUGAAAUGCGCGCCUCCGUCUUAAGUCCUACGUAUCGCCUUCGCAAGUUCUUGGAAGAGUUUAUGUCUGUCCAUCUGCCUAGCCUUGGUUGGCAGACUAAGUACUCUCGAGUCAGUUUCGGAAAUGAAAGAUAUUCCGAGGUGGUAGCAAAGAGCAAUCACCAAGGCAAAGUCCUUCUGCGCGGGCUUAUUGCCAUGCUAUGCAGCCCGGUCCUUGUAGGGGGUUUGGGUCUGUAUCUUACCCAACGUCGUGGUUCUGGUAGCGUGCCUCUCCUCGACGUCAUUCGGAACUUGACCCGACGAUGAAUUUGAAUUGACGACCCCAGGGUUACAGCGCCCAAUGCAACAGCUAUCAAUUCAAUAUUUGGUAUAUGUAUGCCUACUAAGUAUCCGAGACCGUGCUUCACAAUGGCUCGCUUAUCCCCUACUAGAUUACAACGGUACCUGUACCUAUUGAUUUUUAUGUCUAGUAAGAUAAUACUUAUCGACCACAGCCACAAAUUGUAAUAUGAAUGGAAAGACGCCAACCUCCACGUACCGAAAAAUACAGAAGGCAAAUGUCUCCUGGCGACUCGUCAUCAAGAGAAAAAGAGCGAAGUAUUGAAUGAUAUUCCGCGGAGUAGAAUGUACUCCCCUAAAUUUGAUCAUGAACAGUGGUUAGGGGUUUCUAUAAGGUCGUAGAGAUGAAUCAUAUCAUUAAUAUUCUAAGCCUGAAGUUUCCAAAUUCCGAGUAUCUCGGGUGAGGUUGAAUUUCUAUCAAAAUGGCCAUCUCACACCCCUCUAGGGGUUCAUCUCAUGCUGAUGCGGUCAUUAAGUGGGGGCAGCGGCAUGAGCGGAGAUAGGAGGUUAGAGCGGACUUUACUCGAUCAAGCGGCA
Annulohypoxylon truncatum is the source of this 2191-nucleotide messenger RNA. Its product is annotated as FAD/NAD(P)-binding domain-containing protein. Gene Ontology annotation, cellular component: mitochondrial outer membrane. Lineage: Eukaryota; Fungi; Ascomycota; Sordariomycetes; Xylariales; Hypoxylaceae. Gene Ontology annotation, biological process: L-tryptophan catabolic process; NAD+ metabolic process; quinolinate biosynthetic process. Gene Ontology annotation, molecular function: FAD binding; kynurenine 3-monooxygenase activity; NAD(P)H oxidase H2O2-forming activity. The transcript has 4 exons. Bases 113 to 1621 code for a protein of 502 amino acids. The record is from RefSeq and is a predicted model, not a curated record.